Molecule: messenger RNA, 4691 nt
Organism: Enhydra lutris kenyoni (northern sea otter)
Lineage: Eukaryota; Metazoa; Chordata; Mammalia; Carnivora; Mustelidae
Product: phosphofurin acidic cluster sorting protein 2
Exons: 25
Coding region: 54-2783 (909 amino acids)
Biological process (GO): protein localization to plasma membrane
Molecular function (GO): transmembrane transporter binding
Source: RefSeq, a predicted model, not a curated record
UCCGCGGCCCGGCCGCAGCCCAGGCCGCCGAGGGAGCGGGCGGGGCCGGCGCCAUGGCCGAGCGGGGCCGCCUGGGCCUGGCCGGCGCGCCCGCCGCGCUCAACACGCCGGUCCCCAUGAACCUGUUUGCCACCUGGGAGGUGGACGGCUCCAGCCCCAGCUGCGUGCCCAGGUUGUGUAGCCUGACCUUGAAGAAGCUGGUGGUGUUCAAGGAGCUGGAGAAGGAGCUCAUCUCGGUGGUGAUUGCCGUCAAGAUGCAGGGCUCCAAGCGGAUCCUGCGCUCCCAUGAGAUCGUGCUGCCCCCCAGUGGACAAGUGGAGACGGACCUGGCGCUGACCUUCUCCCUGCAGUACCCUCACUUCCUGAAGAGAGAAGGCAACAAACUCCAGGUCAUGCUGCAGCGGAGGAAACGGUACAAGAACCGAACGAUCCUGGGCUACAAGACGCUGGCGGCAGGCUCCAUCAACAUGGCCGAGGUGAUGCAGCACCCCUCCGAGGGCGGCCAGGUGCUCAGCCUCUGCAGCAGCCUCAAGGAGGCCUCAGUCAAGGUGGCCGAGAUCUGGAUCUUCUCACUGUCCAGCCAGCCCAUCGACCACGAGGACAGCGCCAUGCAGGCGGGGCCCAAGGCCAAGUCUGCAGAUAACUACUCCGAGGAAGAGUACGAGAGCUUCUCCUCUGAGCAGGAGGCCAGUGACGAUGCCGUACAAGGGCAGGACUUGGAUGAGGAGGACUUUGAUGUGGGGAAACCCAAGAAGCAGCGACGAUCGAUAGUAAGAACGGCGUCCAUGACCAGGCAACAAAACUUCAAGCAGAAGGUCGUGGCCUUGCUGCGGAGGUUCAAAGUGUCGGACGAGGUCCUGGAUUCGGAGCAGGACCCUGCAGACCAUGUCCCCGAGGCAGAGGAGGACCUGGACCUCCUGUAUGACACGUUGGACAUGGAAAACCCCAGUGACAGUGGCCCGGACCUGGAGGACGAUGACAGUGUCCUCAGCACCCCCAAGCCAAAACUCAGGCCCUACUUCGAAGGGCUGUCGCACUCCAGCUCGCAGACAGAGAUCGGGAGCCUCCACAGCGUCCGGAGCCACAAGGAGCCUCCGAGUCCGGCCGACGUGCCUGAGAAGACCCGGGCCCUCGGAAGCAAACAGCCCAGCGACAGCACCUCCGACACGGUGACCCACAGCACGCCCGCCCCUGGGGAGCAGCCGGCACAGCCGGAGGACAGCCCAGAGGCAGAGACCUCCGCUCUGGACGUGUUUGCCGAGAAGCUGCCGCCCAGCGGGCGGAUCACCAAGACGGAGUCCCUCGUCCUCCCCUCCACCAGGUCUGAGGGGAAGCAGGCCGGCCGCCGGGGUCGGAGCACAUCUCUGAAGGAGCGGCAGCCCGCGAGGCCGCAGAACGAGCGGGCCAACAGUCUGGACAACGAGCGGUGCCCGGACACGAGGAGCCAGCUGCAGGUGUUGUGGGGGGACUUGUGUCUCCAGAUCCCCAGGAAGACCGUGUAUGACCAGUUAAACCACAUCCUCAUCUCUGACGACCAGCUUCCGGAGAACAUCAUUCUCGUCAACACCUCCGACUGGCAGGGGCAGUUCCUGUCAGAGGUCCUGCAGAGGCACGCGCUCCCCGUGGUGUGCACCUGCUCUGCGGCGGACGUCCAAGCGGCCUUCAGCACCAUUGUCUCGAGGAUCCAGAGAUACUGCAACUGCAACUCACAGCCACCGACACCCGUGAAGAUCGCCGUGGCCGGGGCGCAGCACUACCUCAGCGCCGUGCUGCGGCUCUUCGUGGAGCAGCUGUCCCACAAGACCCCCGACUGGCUGGGCUACAUGCGCUUUCUCGUCAUCCCGCUGGGCUCCCACCCCGUGGCCCGGUACCUGGGCUCCGUGGACUACCGCUACAACAACUUUUUCCAGGACCUGGCCUGGAGAGACCUGUUCAACAAGCUGGAGGCCCAGAGCGCUGUGCAGGACACGCCGGACAUCGUGUCGAGGAUCACACAGUACAUCGCAGGUGCCAACUGUGCGCACCAGCUGCCCAUCGCAGAGGCCAUGCUGACCUACAAGCAGAAGAGGAAAAAGAACUUUCACUUUGACUUUACCCUCAGCCCUGACGAAGAGUCCUCUCAAAAGUUCAUUCCCUUCGUAGGGGUGGUGAAGGUUGGGAUAGUGGAACCGUCCUCAGCCACGUCAGGUGACUCCGAUGACGCGGCCCCCUCGGGCUCCAGUGUGCUCUCAUCCACCCCACCGUCCACGUCUCCCGCGGCCAAGGAGGCCUCGCCCACCCCGCCUUCCUCCCCGUCGGUGAGCGGGGGCCUGUCCUCCCCCAGCCAGGGCAUUGGUGCCGAGCUGAUGGGGCUGCAGGUGGACUACUGGACGGCAGCUCCGCCCGCAGACAGGAAGAGAGAGGUGGAGAAGAAGGAUCUGCCCGCCACCAAAAACACGCUCAAGUGCACCUUCCGGUCUCUCCAGGUCAGCAGGCUGCCCGGCAGUGGUGAGGCCGCAGCCACGCCCACCAUGUCCAUGACCGUGGUCACCAAGGAGAAGAACAAGAAGGUGAUGUUUCUGCCCAAGAAAACCAAGGACAAGGACGUGGAGUCCAAGAGCCAGUGCAUCGAGGGCAUCAGCCGUCUCAUCUGCACGGCCAAACACCAGCAGAACAUGCUGCGGGUCCUCAUCGACGGUGUGGAGUGGAACGACGUGAAGUUCUUCCAGCUGGCGGCCCAGUGGUCCUCCCACGUGAAGCACUUCCCCAUCUGCAUCUUCGGGCACUCCAAGUCCGCCUGCUAGCCCUGCCCCGAAGCCCCGGACGGCGAGCGCCGGGAGGGCCCAGCUGCUUUUCUGUUAACAUUUCAGUUUACUACAGAGACCCUUAAAAACACAAAGAAAAACAGUCUGAAGUAUGAAUGUGCUCUCCACCCGGAAACUCGCCAGGAGCCCCCACCCCUGGAGCCCAUUAACUGCUCUGCCAUUAACCACAUGUGCCAGGGGGGCAGGGGAGGCGUGGGGAGGUCGGGCGGGCAGCACUGAGCUUGGAGAACCACGAGGUGUGUUCCAGCCUCAGGACCUCCUGAGCCCCCCCAGCAAGAAGGGUCCUCACCUUCGCGUCCUGUCCUUCCUGAAAGCCAGGACUCUGCUUCCUCAGGGAGCUGGGGUCAGGCGGGCGGCCGCACAGAUCGGCGGGUGCCUGUGUGCGCAGGCACAGAGCUGGGUGCUGGACGCUGAAGGCCUCCCGUCGGGAGUGCCCUGAGCAGAACAUGGAGGCUGAGCAGCUGUCCAGCGGCACGAGGCGCCCCAGCACCGCCCACUUGUGGUUCCCAAUAAACUCCAGCCUUGCGAGGCCGCGGAGGUUUUAUAGUAGCAGACGUUUUAAAUGCUUUUAAAUACAUGUUAUAACGUAGCUACCAGACGCUGCUCUUCUGAUGUCCCAGCAGCCCCUGGGGCUGGGGCAGAGCCAGCCAGUGCGGUCCCACAUCCCAGCCCCCGACUCACUGUCCCUCUGGCCACUCUGGAGCCAUCACCAUGCUUCCACUGGUCAUCCCUGUCCCAGACUUAGCAAGCACAGUGGCCCCCAUCGCUGGCCCCAGCCCACUUGGCCUCCUCCCCCCGGCCUCUCUGGGCCAAGCUCCCUCGAGCAAGUUUGUGGGUUUGGGUCCCAGCCUGGGGGCCAGCAUCGCCCCCUGCCUUCCCACCUGCGGCAAGAGCCCAGCCCAAUCCCACUGCUCCCCCCACAGCCCUGCAGCCCACCGUGCACGGGAAGAGCCCACCAGUUCCCAUGCUUGGCAGCUUUGGCCCAGGGACCCUGGCAGCCCCCCAGGGGGCCACGCCGGCUAUGCUCAGAACACAGUGCCAAAGGCAGGCCGCAGGCUGCAGCACAUUCCCGUUCUUGCAGAGGACGGGCGUCACCAACAGCCCAUGGCACCGACAGGUCUGCUCCUGGAGGAUGAGCCAUGGCCCAUUUUUCUUCCCUGUGACCUACCCACUUACUUCCUCCUGCAAGGCCGUACAGGGUGUCAGCCUCAUGGUCAGUGCCCCUGGGCUAGUUAGGGAACAAGGGAACACGGGUCUGGCCUUGUGUGUGGCCCUGCCUCAGGGGUGCGUGCAGGCAGAAGACCUUCCCCGAGGGCCCAGACUCCUCCCCUGACAGCUCCUGGCUUGGAAGGACGGGGUCAGGGUGCAGGCCACUGUGCCCUGGUGCCUCUGGUGGCCUGUGACAUCUGCCAGCAGCUACCCUCAGAAGCAGGCCCUGGGACCUUGAGCCUCCCUGCCCUGUUCCCGCUGCUGGGCCUCAGGGCCUUGGUCACUGGUCCUCAAGGUUCCUUUCCAAAAGUGACUCAGCAGGAAGGAGGGACAGGUGAGACUCCUGACUUCACUUUCUACCUGCAGAACUGACUUGAGAGAAAGGAACCAAAGUGGGGGAAGUCAUGUCCACUCCAGCGUGGUGGUGGGGGGGUGUCCCUCUGCUGGGACCACACCCCCCAAAUCCACUUCCAUAGCUAUGUCCUCAGACACGCAGGGGAGCACCUAUGCCCCUGGCCUACAGAGCCUGGCUACAGUCUGUCCUGUUCUAAGUGCCACGGGGCCCACCCACCACACUGUCCCCAGGCCCAGGAGGUCAUGCACACAGUCCCAGCCACUGUGACUCCAUCAGAGACGUGGGCUGUGCUCACCCUGUGCCUCAGCUUCCCCAGUGGCUAA